Molecule: messenger RNA, 3741 nt
Organism: Blastomyces dermatitidis ER-3
Lineage: Eukaryota; Fungi; Ascomycota; Eurotiomycetes; Onygenales; Ajellomycetaceae
Exons: 3
Coding region: 2370-3347 (325 amino acids)
Source: RefSeq, a predicted model, not a curated record
GCUUGGCAGGUUGGGAACUGAGAAGGGCUACUGCGUAGGCGACAAGGGACUGAACUGGCCACAAGCUAAAUCCUAUUGGGCCGUGACGCGCUAACCACAAAAAGUUAGCUGCGUUAACUGGGGAAGCUUAUCCUAGCAACCGAAAUAGUUAAGGAAACAGGAGGCUGAAACAGAGGUGGACGAUUUGGCGUAUAUUUUCUUCCAGGGUGUUCAUCUGCAUGAUACGCGCGUAAUGAGUGCAUUGCCUUUACAUGAAUUAUCUGUGCUUCCAUGACAACAACUAUUUGUGUCAGCCUGCUUGUGGGUUUGGAUCAUCGUGCAAUGCGCUUGGGUGGAAGCUCCAUCGGCGCAUGCUCUGGGAUAUGUCUGAACGAAGUUGUUCUCCCGUGUGUGGUUGUUCCCCGGUUUCCUUUCUUUCCUCAAACACCAGCAAGGUCUGGGAUGGAGUCCGCUAGAACGCCAUUUGAACCUCUCGGAGCUGCAAGUCUGAUUCGAAGGACCCGUCCGGGGUUGAAAAAAGAAAUAUCAAAAGUUCGCAAACAUUUAUUAUGGCAUAACAGUGAAGCCAGGCUUGAUUGUGACGCUACGAGUGGGUUGGUUUAUGUUUGAUGGGAGAGAUCCUUGGUUUCAAUCAGCUUCUACGAAGCCUACAUCCCAAGUCUACAGUUUUGGAACUGCCCUUGCAAUGCUAAUAAUAGUAGCUAGCUGGCGAAACAUUAGAAUACCUCCUCGCAAUCCAUCCAAUUCCUAGGAAUAUACUCCGUAUGUUUUCAUCGAUUUUCGACAUACCCGAGACCGGGCCAUGCGGGUAUUUUCCCAACCUCAACAAUAUCAUUUGCAAUAACCAUUCUCCCGCUAACUGCCCCUCGCGCUGCUCCGGAAGUUUGCACCACGGCAGCCAAGCCAUUCUUGCCUUAGGCAGAUUUUCACUACUCCUAAACACAAUAAUAUGGGAUUUCUACUGUGCAUGAGCUGCUUCAAAAGUUGCAUCGUCCUGAUUGCUUCGAAGCCAAUCCCUUCUAUUUUGGAUUCCAAAUCGAGUUUCAAAAUUCUUUUUGGUUUCCUGAAUGUUUGAUCCUAGGGGGCUCAUCAUAUCCCGUGUGAUUUCAGUCAGCAUUGUCCACCUGCAGGACAUUUUUUGUUAAAUAUACUUUUUGUCUUCGGAACUGGAUGUCAAUGCAUGAUAGGGACCGUCUGAGCUCUAUCAAGGAUUAGAGGUUGAAUAGGCCAUGGUGAAACCCAUUCCGAGAAGAAACGAUCUUGGUAACAGAGUUGGGGCAGUUGAAACGGUUGUUUGUGUCCGGACCAAUCACAACCCGCCAAGCCUGUCGCCAAGCGACCCUCACAUUGUCAGCGAACUGGAUUGUCUCGAGGAACUGGAUCUUUCUCAUGUGAGAUGCAUGGGAAUGAAGAUUUAGACACCACAGGCAUUGCCAUCUACCAUUUAUGUGGCGUUGGUUUCUGUGAAAGCCUACCUGUUGGUGCCCCCGCGUUUGCCUCCGCGUUUUCGUACCUCAUUCAACAGGAGAGAACCCGCUCAACGUUUUAAAGUUGUCGGUUUCAAGAUGACUUCUAGAUGGCUCUGUACCUGAGUUAAGCAUUUGCUCUAGUUAGCGAAAGCUCUGAUGCAAUUCUGGGUUUUGAGCUUGGAACGGUUUGACUUCGGGGAUCUCAAACGCGCACUUCCUCUUCGCCAAUCUUGGCCGUUUUGUUCCAAAUUAUUUUUUGUCUUUUAACCUUUUUAGCGUUAAUUGACGGACCAUGUGUUGAAUGUGUUGCAUCAAAAACUUAUUUUUCCCUUUCGGGUGAUUUUUGAAACCGACUAUUUACUGUUUAGCAAUCUUCUAGAGCCCCUACCGCUUUUAGUAGAUGGCUAGCUCUGUUCUGAGAACUGACACUUCUUAGGUUUUGCCUUGUGUGUGAGCAACCCCGAGUUAAAACCUGUAGGGCCGAUUUGGCGCGGCUGAUCUGCUCUGAGAUAGGCUUAAGCCUCCCUUUGGAAAUAACCAUUAGCUCCUUUUGGAACGAUUUCAUGCAAUUCUAUCAUUUUCUGGGAAAGAUCGUAAGUGCGGCGGUCACAUAUCAUCAAUCUGCAGGGACGAUUCCUCCCACUCUCUACCAACAAGCAAAUUUUCAGAAACAGAUCAGGCACCAGCAACCAUCGCCACUCUGAUUUAUGCGCUACCUCUGCUAGUGUCAGGAACCGUUUUUGGCUCAGGCACAGGCUCUUUUAAAUAGGGUAAAUAUAAGACUGCCCCAUGCUGCGUUUUCAAGUUUGUUCUGUUAGGAUUAUUCCAAAGAGUUUGAUAACUACUGUCUUUUCUUCUAUAUAGCAGCUUUUAUUUCUGGAAAAUAUUGCACUGGGAAUCAUGUCUUCGACUAUCCGCUCCACCUCCCUACCGACGGAUGCUCGAUCCACGACACCCCUUCAGCUAGACCGGAUUGGGCACCGUAUCCAAAAGCAUCGAAAAACAGCUUCUGCAGGGGGAGGUCGGGCAUGGACUGAAGAAGAAGAAACAUAUCUCAUACGGACUCGCCUGCACAAAAUGCCUUACAAGCAUAUUGCUGCCCACUUGCGCAAGACUGAACUUGCUUGCCGCCUCCAUUAUCAUCAGAUGUCAUACGGCAACCGGCGUAGACGCACGGAGUCUAUGUCUUCCAUCAGUUCGAUUUCGCCACUGCCGACGACGCAGGAAUACCCUCUUGAAUACAAGCCAUCUGAUAACAUGUACACCGCGCCAUCUUCCCCAAGCCCCCGGUCAAUAAUGCCUUCCAGAGCAUCUUCCGUAGUCGAUUCUCCCCAACAAUCUCGCUCUCAUGUUCCCAUUCUUCCGAAACCAAACACUUCCGCACUGCCCUCCGUACAGUCGGCAUCCGCCGCAAAUAUCAAUAGUUCCCUUGGAUUGGAUACUUCCAUUUUCCACAGCCAGGACAACCAGUCCAGCUCCUUCGAUCACCCUGAAAGCAUCGAUACCAUCCGACUCCGGGGUCUCUAUGAUACCCACCGCGAUUCCUUCUGGUCACUAAUUGCAUCAGAUUACUCGAAAAAGUUCAGCUUCCCACCUAUCAAGCUCGAAGAGGCAUUCUUCCACGCAAUAUUCAACUCGUAUAGAGGCCGUGGUACAUCUCCUCCUACUCCUUGCCCCAGUCCCCAGGACGCAAUCCGCGAACUACAAAUGGCAACAGACAACGCUGGGUUUCACGCCAUCAACAGGCCAUAUAUAUCGUCCAUUUCAGAGCUGAACAACCCAAUAAAUAGCCGCUCCCCCGUUGAGAAAUGCGCUGUGGCUUCGUUGCUUACUGUUGAGAGAGACGUGUUUGCCCCAAAGGGAAUCGCGAGUACUUGAACUACCAACUUGGCGCUUUACAUAUACUGGAAGCCUAUAUGGGUUAUAGAAACCCUCAUACGACUAGGAGAUGCUCAAACAUUCCCGACAGCGAUGUUUAUUCAAGGCCCAAAUUCAUUACCACCUUCUCUCGGUAUUUUUCCUUGUUUCGCUUUCUCUUUCUCGGCUUCGACUUUGUAUUAUGAUGAUGAUUUAAUGUACUGGAUCACAUUUCCUAUCUCCUUUUUUCCCUGUAGGUACGUAGGUACAGGAGUUUGGUGGAAGACAUUUACGCUUUUCGCUCUUUUUGUCUCUCCUUUUUCUGCGCAAUUUUUAUUUUUGUAUUUGGUCUGGUGGAGGAGCACGGCAAAGGUCAUGGCCCAACGAUUAUGUUCGUUUAGGAACAGCUCUUUUU